Homarus americanus (American lobster) is the source of this 3805-nucleotide messenger RNA. It is a transcript of the gene TfIIB, whose product is annotated as transcription initiation factor IIB-like. The transcript is spliced from 7 exons. Bases 20 to 961 code for a protein of 313 amino acids. Gene Ontology annotation, biological process: transcription preinitiation complex assembly; transcription initiation at RNA polymerase II promoter. Gene Ontology annotation, molecular function: RNA polymerase II general transcription initiation factor activity; TBP-class protein binding. NCBI's taxonomy places the organism in Eukaryota, Metazoa, Arthropoda, Malacostraca, Decapoda, Nephropidae. Gene Ontology annotation, cellular component: nucleus; transcription preinitiation complex. The record is from RefSeq and is a predicted model, not a curated record.
UCAGUUCCUUGGAGUAAACAUGGCCAACACAGGAAGAUUCAAUGAAGUGUCCUGCCCAUAUCACCCAGAGGCUCAUCUCAUUGAAGAUUAUAGAGCAGGAGACCAGAUAUGUUCAGAGUGUGGAUUGGUUGUUGGGGACAGAGUGAUUGAUGUAGGGUCAGAAUGGCGUACAUUCAGCAAUGAGAAGGCCAACAAUGAUCCAUCUCGAGUUGGUGGACCAGAAAAUCCACUUCUCAAUGGUUCUGAUCUAUCAACUAUCAUAGGUCCAGGAACUGGUAGUGCAUCAUUUGAUGGUUUUGGAGGCUCCAAAUAUCAGAAUCGAAGAUCGAUGAGUAGUUCAGACAGAGCCCUCAUCAAUGCCUUCCGAGAAAUUAGUAAUAUGGCAGAUAAGAUCAAUUUGCCGAAGACCAUUGUUGAGAGAGCAAAUGUUUUAUUCAAACAAGUUCACGAUGGUAAAAACCUAAAGGGGCGUAGUAAUGAUGCCAUUGCUUCGGCAUCUUUAUAUAUUGCUUGUCGACAGGAGGGUGUACCAAGAACUUUCAAGGAGAUUUGUGCUGUGAGUAAGAUCAGUAAGAAAGAAAUCGGUCGUUGUUUCAAACUCAUCUUGAAGGCACUUGAAACACAAGUAGAUCUCAUUACUACUGGUGACUUCAUGUCAAGGUUUUGCUCAAACCUUGGACUACCUACCUCAGCACAAAAGGCAGCAACACACAUUGCACGAAAGGCAGUUGAUCUGGACAUUGUUCCAGGAAGGUCGCCGAUCUCAGUUGCUGCAGCGGCGAUAUACAUGGCUUCACAAGCAUCAGAGGACAAGCGUACACAGAAGGAAAUAGGCGACAUUGCAGGUGUUGCAGAUGUCACAAUUAGGCAGUCCUACAAGCUGAUGUAUCCCCAUGCAAAAGAACUUUUCCCUGAGGACUUCAAAUUUUGUACCCCAAUUGAGAUGUUGCCACAAUUAUAGGAUUCUGUAUCCACUGUACCCUCGUUACUUCCGAUUGUUAUAAAGCGGGUGUCGUCUUAAUUCUUUUUUUUUUUAUGAAUUAAACGAUUUGAAUUCCAAGUGAAUCUGAAAUAUCCAAGUGGUUCCGAAGUCGCUUUGGCUGCCACACAAAAUAUUCUAUUUAUAAUUACUGUGCAAACAAAUAUUUUUUAUAUGUAAAAAAAAAAAUAUAUAUUUAUAAAGUAGUUAAUACACUAAUAUAUAAAUGUAACACUUACAUUGGGUGGUGAGCUAAUAAUAUUCCGAAAGUAAAAAUUCACAUUGGAGAAAUAAAAGGCAAAAUCUUGGAAAUGGUAUACUAGGACCCUCUUCAGCCAACUAACAGAACAAAGCAAGGGAGAAUGACAUAGAACAUGUUGAGGUAGGGUCUGGGGUCCACUGACCUGAUCCUGAAUACUGUCAUCAAGAAGAUUAUUCCUAAUCCUCACCCUGCUUCAACUUGGGAGACAAGUCGUGUGACCAGUAAUUAUAAAUAAAAUAUUUUAUGAGAAAGUUUGUUGGUUGGAUUAAUGAGGAAUAAUCUUCGGAAUAAUCCGAAAAAGGUGCAAAACUGAGAGAAAACUGGGAAUAAUUGAAUACGAAAACUCGGCCAUUGCUGAACAAUGCCAAAAUAUUCCUAACUCGGUUGAUGCUGAUUUUUCAGUAAAAUGAGUGACUCGGAGCCCCUUUUUUGUCGAAUUAACGAGGGUAUAGUGUAUGCAUAAGAUGUAUUUGGUAGAUUCCACUUUUUUAUAGUGGGUUCUGAUAUGUGAAAUUUAUUUUUAUUUUUUAUGCUAUACUGUAGUUAGUUCUGUUUUGUAAAGGUUUUUCAAAAGACCAAUUAAAGACAUUACCAUCUGCCAUAAAAAUUUUAAGAAUGCAAGAACUCCUUUGGGUAGAUAGGUUUUCUUUUUUUUGUAAUUUGAAAGUAUAAAUGAACCUCUUGAAUGAUUUUCCUGUAAUACUUAUGUAAAACAUGUCACAUUCUUGUACUUUUGCUACUUUUUUUAAUAUAAACAUUAUUGUAAUUGUACAUUACCUGUAUUUGUAAUACCGUAUUUGGAAGAAGAUAUUGAUAGGUAUUUAUGUAACGUAUUGAAAGUUAAUCUUUGUGAUUGUACUGUACUAUCAGUUUGUGGCUCAUUGUGAGAUUAAUGGAAGUACCUUCAGAUUAUGAUGAUUUUGGAUGGUAUUGAAUUUCAGACGUCUGCUGUGUUUUUUGUUUCUGCGAAGAAUCAGUCAAUUUAUGGAGGGUCAGUAUUCUUGUGCCUUGUUUUCUCUUAUUGUUGUUAUCCUUAUUAACAUUAUACAUCAUCUGAAUGAAAAAAAAUAUGGAAUUGUACAAUUUGCUGCUUCAAAUUCUUAUAUUGUAUUGUACAAAGCACCAUUUUGAAUCAGGAAAGUCCCACAAACUUAGAUGUACAGUACAGUACCAUGUACUAAUUGAAGCUGGCUGACCUGAUUCUCUUGGCCAGUUUUUACUCAACUUUUGAAAACUUAAGGUUACAAAUAGAAGCCAUUACUUUUGGUUAAAGUCAUGGUUGUAUGCAAUGAUUAAGCCUCCUGUUUUUUAAUCUACUGGUGUAUUAAACAUUUACAGAGGGGAGUUUUGAAGUUGUAAUUGCUUAUGUGGCAGUGUGUAAUAAAAAUUCAUGUAGGACAAGUGUAUUAAUUCUAGAGUUAAUUGUUUAAUUAUUUGUUUUGUAUUCAGAUCUCACAAAGCUGUGUGUCAUGAACAGAUUUCAGUGAUGGUGCUGCACUGAAAGAAAGCCCAGUUGAUAUACAGUAUUCAUAUCUGUUCUUGAAGCACAUUAAUUGCCAUAGAGGUCCCUUUUACCUGGUAUAGUUUAUAAAUCCACAAUUAGUACCUGUAUAAAAACUAACAUGACGAACUAAUUACUUAAAAGAAGUUAUAUAAUCAUUGAGUACUGUACUGUAUAAGAAACUUUAAAUUCUUUUCUCCUUGCCUCCCAAAUUAUUUAAUUUCAGUGUACCUUAAAAGGACAUACCAGGUAUUAGUCAAAUUACUUUUGUUAUUGAAUUAGUCUUCAUAAGAAAUGUAACUAAAUUUGGUGAUCCAAAGACUUAAGAGUCAUAGUUGCCAAUUAUUUGUCUUUGUAAAACCUGUCAUUCCCUUCCAUUUAACUAUAUAAAAAUGAUUGAGUUACAAAAUGUGUAAGUUUUUAAGCUGGUUGUGUAUGCAGGUGUCUUUACUGUAAUACAUGUUUUUGUUUUUCAAAUUUAGACUAGUUUAGAUUUUUUUUUAACAUUUUUUUUUGGGGGGGUUUACAUCAUUAAACAUAAUUACAAGCCAUCCUUGAUCACAAAUUAGUAAACUUAUUCUAAGGAAGUUUGCUUUUUUGUUUGACUAUAUUUUUGUGUGGAGAACUAGCUUUGCUUAGUUGGGGUUACUUUCAGGAAUGAAUUAAUGAUGACCUCUUGAUAUUUCUGAUUUGGUUAUAAGGUUGUGGAUUACCUGCAUGUAUAACCCCUUAAGUCUUUAGUUUGUUUUUAGGGAUUAGGAAAUGUAAUUGUUCUUGUAUUGUGUUCAUUAUAUACAAAGUAAAUUAAGGUAUAAAUGGUUUUCAGAUUUGAAUCCCAACAGUAUAGAAGUUGUGUUUAUGUUGAAGCACAUAUUGUGUCACUACAUGGGCUUUUACAGUGAAAAACAGUUUCUGGCAACCAGCUUUAAACUAUAGCACUGAUUUCAGUUGUACUGUAUCAUAUAUGAUUUAUAUAAUACCCAGGGUGUUUUCCUCAUUGCAUAUAAAGGAUAAUUAUUUUAAAAUUCUGUGUAGCAAUUCUGUAAAAAAAAAAAAAAAAGAA